Xenopus tropicalis (tropical clawed frog) is the source of this 1490-nucleotide messenger RNA. RefSeq names its product inositol(myo)-1(or 4)-monophosphatase 1 (gene impa1). Gene Ontology annotation, biological process: inositol biosynthetic process; phosphatidylinositol dephosphorylation; phosphatidylinositol phosphate biosynthetic process. The coding region runs from base 96 to 938 and encodes 280 amino acids. Lineage: Eukaryota; Metazoa; Chordata; Amphibia; Anura; Pipidae. Gene Ontology annotation, cellular component: cytoplasm. The transcript is spliced from 9 exons. The record is from RefSeq and is a predicted model, not a curated record. Gene Ontology annotation, molecular function: inositol monophosphate phosphatase activity.
GGUCUGUCUACUUCCCGCACAGGGUGCAUGGGAGCUGGGGGAUCAUUCAUUUAUUACACACAUGGCUAUAUUAGUGUCAUUGAAUUCGGGUGAUAAUGGAGGACCAGUGGCAAGAGAGCAUGGAUUUUGCUAUUUUGAUAGCCAGAAAGGCAGGCUCAGUGGUGUGUGCGGCACUAAAGGAAGAUGUUUCCAUAAUGGUUAAAAGUUCCCCUGCAGAUCUGGUGACAGCCACAGACCAAAAAGUUGAAGAAAUGCUUAUCUCAUCCAUUAAGGAGAAAUACCCAUCACACAGUUUUAUUGGCGAGGAGUCAGUGGCUGCAGGAGCUGGAAGCACGCUAACAGAUAAUCCAACCUGGAUCAUAGAUCCCAUAGAUGGCACAACAAACUUUGUACACAGAUUUCCAUUUGUGGCUGUGUCCAUUGGAUUUGCUGUGAACAAGCAGGUUGAAUUUGGAGUUGUUUACAGCUGUGUGGAAGAUAAAAUGUACACUGGAAGAAAGGGAAAAGGGGCAUUUUGUAAUGGUCAAAAAUUACAAGUCUCAGGACAGAAAGAUAUUACCAAAUCCAUGAUAAUAACAGAACUGGGAUCAAAUCGGAAUCCAGAGGUUAUUAAAAUGGUGCUGUCUAACAUGGAGAGACUGCUGUGCAUUCCCAUCCACGGGAUUAGAGCAGUUGGUACAGCAGCAGUAAACAUGUGUCUCGUGGCCACUGGAGGUGCCGAUGCUUAUUAUGAGAUGGGGAUCCACUGCUGGGAUAUGGCAGCUGCAUCUGUCAUCAUUACAGAAGCAGGGGGAGUUGUCCUGGAUGCAACAGGAGGAGCAUUUGACCUGAUGUCCUGCAGGGUAAUAGCAGCUAGCAGCAGAGAUAUAGCUGAGCGAAUAGCUAAGGAGCUACAGAUUAUACCCCUGGAACGAGAUGAUGGCAAAAAUACCAACUGAAUUUCCAGUUUUAGCUAGGGUGGCUGUCUAAUUUUUGCACAGUAUUAAUUGAAGUAUCUAUAGAUAUUUAUGGAAUUAUGUACAUAAGUUUAUGUAUUAUGUUCUGUAAUGUGUUUUGUUUUUUUAUGCAACAAAAAAACAUUUUAAGGAAACCAAGUAAACAGUUUGUUAUACUCAAUUUUUAUUCUGUGUUACUAAUUAUUUUAACCAUUUUGUGCAAUAGAAUCUACAUUGCAGAUAUUAAAGUGCCAUAUUCCUGACACCAAAGGUUCUACAGUUCCACGUCUCUUUUUGAUCUGCGCUGCGCUUUGUUUACUGGCAGCAUGCAGCAUGGCAAGAUCAGAUAAAAUAAACACUAAAAGGGUUACAACACUAUUACUGUGAAUUUUAUAGGGAGGUGAAAAGGAACACAUAUAUGCUUCCCCCCAAAUUACCUGAAAGGACCACAAUAUGUUAGAAUAUCUUUUCCAUUAGGUUAAUGUCUGUGUAGUACUCAAUUACAAUGGACGAAAUCAAUAUUACUUUUCCCCUAAAAUCUGAUUCUGUCUCCUA